AUGGAAACGUUCGCAUCGUCAAGUGAUAGUGAGGACGACGAACCAUGUGAUCCAGAGCGCGGCAUCGCGGGCGCGGAGGGCGCGGAGGGCGCGAUGGCGACGUGCUGCGUGCGCGUGCUGCGGCGCCUGCGCGCGGCGGCGCCGGCGCUGGCGGCCGAGCACUUCGUGUCCACCAAGCUCACCAACAAGCUGCACCAGCAGCUGCAGGACCCGCUCACGCUGCCGCCGCCGCCACGCCGCUCUGGUGCCAGCAGUUGAAUGACUGGUGUCCGUUCCUGUUCCCCCUGGAGACUCGCCAGAUGUUCUUCGCGUGCACUGCGUUCGGCACAUCCCGCACUAUUGUCUGGCUUCAGGCUCAGAGGGAUCGUGCUCUCGACAGACAAAGAUCUGGUAAUACUGUGUCGCCUCGUCGCGCGGAGUUGGAAGCAACCGAGUUCCGCAUGGGUCGACUGCGACACGAGCGAGUGCGGAUACCGCGCCAACCCGAUCUGUUGCGGUCAGCUAUGCAGGUGAUGCGCGUGCACGCGGGGCGCAAGUCAGUGCUGGAGGUGGAGUUCGCGGGCGAGGAGGGCACGGGGCUGGGCCCCACGCUGGAGUUCUACGCGCUCGUCGCCGCCGAGCUGCAGCGCGCGGACCUCGGCAUGUGGCUCGGGGACGCCGCGCACGCCGACCUCGACAGCGCGCCGCACCAUCUCGUCUUACCCGACGAAAAACCUCCGGGAUACUAUGUGACACGUGCAGGUGGUUUAUUCCCGUCACCCUUGCCGCAAGAUUCACCGAUCUGUGAUAAAAUUUGCAAAUAUUUCUGGUUCUUAGGAGUAUUUUUAGCUAAGGUUUUGCAAGAUGGCCGACUCGUCGAUCUACCGCUCUCGGAGCCGUUUUUACGUAUCAUGUGUGGCGAAGAACUAUCCAAUGAAUGCUUAGAGGAGAUCGACCCUAUUAGGCAUCGGUUCCUGCAGAGCGUGUUGGCGGCGGCGGACGAGUACGACAGCAUCAUGCGCGACGGUACGCUGAGCGAGGAGGAGCGGUCGCAGCGCGUCGCCGACAUCUGCGUGGAGGGCGCCACGUUCGAGCAGCUCGCGCUGAGCAUGACGCACGUGGCGGCGCACCCCGACCCGCGCGCCGCGCUGCAGCCGCUGUGCGACGGCGGCGAGCUGCUGGACGUGCGGCCGCACAACGCGCGCGCCUACGCCGAGGCGGCCGCGCGCUGGGCCGUGCGCGCCGGCGUGCGCCGCCAGACCAAUGCCUUCCGCCGCGGCUUCGGCGCCGUGUUCCCGCCGCGCCGCCUGCGCGCCUUCUGCGCCGCCGAGCUGCGUCUGUUGCUGUGCGGGGAGCGCGGGCCCGUGUGGACCAGGGACCAUCUGUUGCAGUACACGGAACCCAAGCUGGGCUACACGCGCGACAGUCCCGGAUUCCUUCGUCUCGUGGAUGUGCUGGUAGAGAUGUCGCUCCGCGAACGUAAAGCGUUCUUGCAGUUUGCCACGGGCUGCAGUAGCCUGCCACCAGGAGGACUUGCUAACUUGCAUCCGCGACUUACUGUAGUGCGCAAGGUCGAUGCCGGAGACGGAUCCUACCCAUCUGUGAAUACGUGCGUACACUACUUGAAAUUGCCGGAGUAUUCAUGCAAAGAGGUACUUCGAGAAAGGCUCCUGGCAGCUACCAAUGAGCGCGGUUUCCAUCUCAACUAG
This is a messenger RNA of Spodoptera littoralis (African cotton leafworm), 1688 nucleotides long. The record is from the annotation of a GenBank genome assembly. NCBI's taxonomy places the organism in Eukaryota, Metazoa, Arthropoda, Insecta, Lepidoptera, Noctuidae.